AUGGAGAGAAGUCAGGAAAGAGAUGGUGGUGAGGGGGUGGCAGGAUGGGAGCCAGACGGUGGGGGGCUAAGGCUGAGGAGGGAGAUUGGCUUGUGGAGUGCUGUGUCCCUGAUUGCUGGCUGUAUGAUCGGCUCUGGCAUCUUCAUGUCCCCACAAGGGGUCUUGGUCUAUGUGGGCAGUCCUGGGGCCAGUCUCGUGGUCUGGGCAGUCUGUGGUCUCCUGGCCAUGAUGGGUGCCCUGUGCUAUGCUGAGCUGGGGGCCCUGGUUCCCAAAUCCGGCGGGGAGUAUGCCUAUAUCUUGCAAAUCUUUGGUUCCUUGCCAGCCUUCCUGGUUAUCUACACAUUUGUGCUGUUGGUCAGGCCAGCCGCCAUUGCCGCUGUCUCUCUGAGCUUUGCUGAGUAUGCAGUGGCUCCCUUUUACCCGGGCUGCUCCUCGAUGCCCCAAGCCGUGCUCAAGGCUGUGGCUGCCAUCUGCAUCCUGCUGCUGAUGUUGGUCAACUGCUGGAGCUCGCGGCUGGCCACCAUGCUGAUGAAUGUGUGCACGGUUGCCAAAGUAUUCUCGUUGCUGGUCAUCGUGGGGGGUGGGGCUGUGGUGCUGGGCCAGGGCCGUGGCUACACGGAAGCCUUUCUGUUUGCCUUCCACAAUACCACGCAGCAGGCCGGGCGCAUCGGCAUGGCCUUCUACCAGGGCCUGUGGUCCUUUGAUGGCUGGAAUAAUGUCAACUAUGUAUUGGAGGAGCUCAAGAAUCCAAAGCAAAACCUGGUGUGGGCGCUGAUGAUCGCCAUCCCUCUGGUCACCAGCCUGUACCUCCUGGUCAACAUCAGUUACCUGCUAGUGUUGUCACCCAAUGAGCUCCUUUCCUCUGAUGCUAUGGCCGUGAGCUGGGGGAACCAGGUGCUGGGGGACUGGGCCUGGAUAGUACCCUUGGCUGUCACCCUCUCGACACUUGGCUCUACCAAUGGGACAUUCUUCGGUGGAAGCCGUGUGUGCUAUGUGGCUGCAAGAGAAGGCCACAUGCCCCAACUUCUGUCUAUGGUUCAUGUGCAUCGCCUCACACCAACUCCGGCCCUGAUGUUUACCGCCGCAGUGGCUCUGGUCCUGAUCAUCCCAGGAAACUUCAGCACCAUCGUGAACUUCUUGAGCUUUCUUGGCUGGAUCACCUAUGGAACUACCAUUAGCUGUCUCUUGUACUUGCGGAUGAAGAAGAAGAAUCUUCCUCGACCUUACAAGGUCCCCACCGUCAUCCCUGUCAUCAUGCUCCUUGCUUCUCUCUACCUGGUGCUGGCACCCAUCAUCGACCACCCCCAGAUUGAGUUCCUAUACAUCUUCCUGUUCCUGCUCAGUGGCAUCCCGGUCUAUUUUCUGCUUGUCCACUUCCAGUGCCAGCCCAAGUGGUUGCAGAUGGCCACCAUGUACCUCCAGCUGCUCCUGGAAGUUGCUCCAGCCAUUAAAAACGUUGACUAAAGGAGUGGACAGGUGUGCACUGCCCUCCUUGCUGCAACACCUCUACCCCCACGCAAGUGGUCUUGCCAGCUUUUCUGUAGGUUGACUACGCAUAAUUCCAAUAAGCGACUGGGAUGCUAAAUACAGCUAUCGCGAAGUUUUGGGGGUAUCCAACCAGGAAAGCAUCCCCCUUUCUCUAAGAACUGCUCCUCCAAUGCAAGGGGAUCUCAUAGCCACACUGG
Messenger RNA from Nyctereutes procyonoides (raccoon dog), 1685 nucleotides. Its product is annotated as b(0,+)-type amino acid transporter 1-like. The transcript has 6 exons. The coding region runs from base 1 to 1464 and encodes 487 amino acids. Gene Ontology annotation, molecular function: L-amino acid transmembrane transporter activity. NCBI's taxonomy places the organism in Eukaryota, Metazoa, Chordata, Mammalia, Carnivora, Canidae. Gene Ontology annotation, biological process: amino acid transmembrane transport. The record is from RefSeq and is a predicted model, not a curated record. Gene Ontology annotation, cellular component: membrane.